AUGUCUACGAAAUGGCUCUCACUUCUGCUGCUGCUACAGCUGACUUGCUACUUUAGCUCUGGGAGUUGUGGAAAGGUGCUGGUGUGGCCAGUGGAAUUUAGUCAUUGGAUGAAUAUGAAGGCAGUUCUGGAUGAACUAGUCAUGAGGGGUCAUGAGGUGACUGUUCUAAUAUCUUCAGCUUCCACUAUUACUGAUGCCAACAAACCAUCUGCUUUUAAGUUUGAGAUUUUCCCUGUAUCUUUAACUAAAGAUGAUUUUGAGAAUGCUGUCAAGAAUUUGAUUGAGAAAUGGACAUAUAUGGCAAAAAAUUCAUUUUGGACAAAUGUUUCAUCAUUGAGAGAAUUGAAAAGCUUACUUUGGGAAUUUUCCGGAAUGCUUAUGAAAGUGUGUAAAGAAGUUGUUUCAAAAAAGAAACUUAUAACAAAACUACAGGAAUCAAGGUUUGAUGUCCUUCUUGCAGAUGCCGCUGGACCCUGUGGAAGACCCACUACAUUUUUAGAGACAGUUGGAAAAGCUGAUAUGUGGCUCAUUCGAACCUACUGGGACUUUGAAUUUCCUCGCCCAGUGCUGCCAAAUUUUGAAUUUGUUGGAGGCCUGCACUGCAAACCUGCCAAACCCCUGCCUAAGGAAAUGGAAGAGUUUGUUCAGAGCUCUGGAGAAAAUGGUAUUGUGGUGUUUACUUUGGGGUCAAUGAUCAGUAACAUAACAGAAGAAAAAGUCAAUGUAAUUGCAUCAGCUCUUGCCCAGAUUCCACAAAAAGUUCUAUGGAGAUAUGAUGGCAAGAAACCGGAUACCCUGGGGCCCAAUACCCGUCUGUAUAAGUGGAUCCCCCAAAACGACCUUCUUGGUCACCCAAAAACCAAAGCCUUUAUAACUCAUGGUGGAACCAAUGGCAUUUAUGAGGCCAUCUACCAUGGGAUCCCUAUGGUGGGCCUUCCUUUGUUUGCUGAUCAACCUGAUAACAUUGCCCGAGUAAAAGCCAAGGGAGCAGCUGUCAGAGUGGACUUGGAAACAAUGUCAGCAAGAGAUCUGCUCAGUGCAUUGAAGGAAGUCAUUAACAAUCCCUCCUACAAAGAGAAGGCUAUGUGGUUAUCCACCAUUCAACGCGAUCAGCCUAUAAAGCCCCUGGACCGAGCAAUCUUCUGGAUUGAGUUUGUCAUGCGCCACAAAGGAGCCAAGCACCUGAGGCCAGCUGCCCACAACCUCACCUGGUUCCAGUACCACUCUCUGGAUGUGAUUGGGUUCCUGCUGGCCUGUGUGGCAACUGUUGUAUUUGUCAUCACAAAAUGCUUUCUCUUUUGUUACCGCAAGUUUGCUAAAACUGGAAAGAAGCAAAAGAGGGAGUAG
This is a messenger RNA of Budorcas taxicolor (takin), 1347 nucleotides long. Its product is annotated as UDP-glucuronosyltransferase 2B17-like. The record is from RefSeq and is a predicted model, not a curated record. NCBI's taxonomy places the organism in Eukaryota, Metazoa, Chordata, Mammalia, Artiodactyla, Bovidae. Bases 1 to 1347 code for a protein of 448 amino acids. The transcript is spliced from 6 exons. Gene Ontology annotation, molecular function: UDP-glycosyltransferase activity.